AUGGUCGCGGCAGGAUCCAUCACCGUCGCUGUACGGGUACGACCGCCCUCAGCCAGCGAAGCAGCGCGUCUCCCAGACCCAGCCACAUAUGACACAACUCUCCGCGGCGACGCAACCCUCUCAACACCCGGCAGAGUAGUCAACACCGCAACACUCCGCGAUAUUGUCCAGAUCGUUGACGACCGCAUCUUAACGUUUGAUCCAGAGGAUGAGAACAGGUCCAGAGCCUUUAUGGAGAGGGGUUUCCUUCCGCCGGGGACGAAGAGGUACAAAGACAGGCGGUUCAUGUUCGAUCGCGUGUUUGGACAUGAAGCCAGGCAGCAGGAUGUCUAUGAAGCCACCGCGCGGCCGUUGUUGGACGGCUUGUUGGAUGGGUAUAAUGCAACUGUUUUUGCAUACGGACGAAUAGAAGAUCGCAAAGAGGAAUACCACAUUGAAGUCCUCGUUACCUUUCUCGAAAUCUACAAUGAAGAGAUCCGAGACUUGCUUGCCGAACCAGGCUCACACAUGCCUCGUGGCGGACUCGCCAUUCGCGAAGACAAGACAGUCAAAGUCGUCGGGUUAACAGAACUCAAGCCAACAUCUGCAGACGAGGUUAAGAGUAUCGUCAUACUCGGAAACCAACGACGGACACAAAGUCCAACCCAUGCCAACGCGACCAGUUCACGAUCCCAUGCGGUGCUCCAAGUCCACGUCACGCAGGCCCCUCGAACAGCCAACCUCACCGAACAACGCACCAUGGCGACAUUAUCCAUCAUCGAUCUCGCAGGAAGUGAACGUGCGUCUGCCACGAUGAACAUGGGCCAGCGCAUGGUCGAGGGUGCCAACAUCAACAAAUCCCUCCUCGCUCUAGGCAACUGUAUCAACGCUCUCUGUGAAAGCGGAGGUGCAACCCGCCACGUGCCUUACCGCAACAGCAAGCUCACCCGACUGCUCAAAUUCUCUUUAGGAGGGAAUUGCAAGACGGUGAUGAUCGUCUGCGUCGCUCCUACUUCGAACCACUUUGAUGAUACCCACAACACCCUCGUCUACGCUGAACGAGCGACCAAGAUCAAGACCAAGGUUGUAACACGGAAUGUACUCAAUGUCAACCGACACGUGGGACAAUACGUCGAGGCGAUUCAAAGGCUUAAUCUCGAAAUUGCGGAGUUGAAGCAGAAGUUGGCAGGGAAACGGGCGACGGAGAAGGAGAUUGCAGAUCGGAAGAAGGCAGAGGCGAAAUCAGAGGUUGAUCGAGCGAGGAAGGAUCUUGACAAUCGUUUCGAGCAGACCAAGGUGUCCAUCGUCGAUGGAGGGAACUGUUCGGCCAAGGUCACUGUCGCCAAAACGAAACUCGAUUUUAUCCAGCGGCGGUUGGCUCAACUGGAUGCGGAAGGCUCUUCUGGUCCCGCAGAUGCAGAACGCGCUCUCUUACUAUCGCUCGCCACGCCUGAAGAAGACGUCUUGAAACCCCAUUCAGCAUUGAACACUCGAAUCCAGAGAGCAUCCAACUCGAAUGCGAUGUUCGACGCCACCAUGCGCGCUGUGGCAGAGAGGAAGUCGGACAAACUGGACGAGCCCUCGAUUGAGAUCAUGAAACUCGAGACGAGCUUACGACGCGCAGAGAUGGAAAAGGCCAAAUUGGAGAGCGAGCGCGACGCGUAUCGAGAAGCGGCAUCGGAUAUGGCGGAGGUGAUGGUGAAACUUCUUGGAAUGCUUGGGCGGUGUACGGUCUUGAUUGGGGAUUCUGCGACGCGUCUCCAGUCAUUCGAAGAUCCAGAAGUUAGGCAGGUGGCCACGCUGCUUUCGGGUCUGCGGGAGAAGAACGACGAGACGUUCCAGAGUUUGUUAGGGAGGACGACGGAAUCAUAUUCUUCGAUUGGCCAGCCACAGACAUUGGAUCCUUUCCAAACCUAUGGAGCUUCAUUCAAUCGACGCGUCAGCUCCGGUCCUGCUGUUCUGCAACAUCAGCAACAGCCUGCGAAGCCCACAAGGCGAUUGUCGUAUGGAGGUGCUCUCGCUCCCGCCUCUCCUCCCCGCAGGCUCGCACACCGUUCUCCACGCAAGUCUCUUCGAGGGAAUACUGCUGCGCCUUAUGUGCGCAAAACGUCAGCCGAGAAGGACAAGAAGCCGGCCAAGGUGACAAAGAAUGUCCAAUGGCGGGAUGAAGCCGGCCAAGGAUCCCUAACGGAUACCAAAGACAGGACUGUCAUCCUAUCCACUCCGCCCGUCGUCUCUAUCAUCCCCGCCAGUCCUAGCGUCGACAAGGCCGACUCUGAUCCAUUCAAAUCAGCCAAUUCGUCCUUAAACCUCCAAUCUCCCGUCAUACGACCCGGCUCCGCGAUGGGAUCCGAGAGCGAAUGGGAGGACGAUGAGAAGACGGAUACAAGUGUUGAUCUCAGCAUGUCUAUGUCCCUCUCCGCAUCCACUUCCUCUCGCCUUACAUCCUCCGCACGUGGCAUCCGCCGACCUCGUGCCAGCCGCUUGGACCCCAGCUUCCUCAAAUCCCGAACUAAACCGCCGAGCCUGAGCAGCCUAGCUGAAGGUGACGAAUCCAACCCCAACGCUUCUUCCCCUCUUACCGAUCUCAAUUUCAACCGGAUGGAGGAUUCCUCAGGCAGCGAGGAGUUGCAUAUUCCUAAAGGUCGUGACCGACUUCUGGGGAGCCCAGGAAAGCGUGUUCCUUCGACCCUCAAGGGCGGGAAUAGUCUUUCUGCCUCCACGAGCUCGAAGCCUGGGGCAGGAGCGGGAACGGGCAGUCGCCGACGCUCAAACAUUGGACCUAUGCGCGUUGAGAAGACGCGUCGGAGGUCGAGCUUGCUUGCGCCAUUGCCGCCUCCCUCCGCUUCUGGAGAAGGGGAAUCCAUCUCCGCCAGGACGGGUCCAAGGAGAAUGCUCCUUGCUAGCCCGGCUAAACGCACCAAACGCGCUUCGUUGACGAGACUUACUGCUGCGGGUGCAGGGGGCUCGUUGAGGUUGAAAGCGAUGGGUGCUAGUGGGUCGGGCUUGUCUGUGGCGAAUUUGUCGAUUGUGGACCCGGCCAAUUUGAGUGCGGAUUUGAGUAUGGUGGGCGGGGUUGCAAAGCCCAAGCCUUCCUGGCGUUAA
Coprinopsis cinerea okayama7#130 is the source of this 3084-nucleotide messenger RNA. RefSeq names its product kinesin motor protein. Bases 1 to 3084 code for a protein of 1027 amino acids. The record is from RefSeq and is a predicted model, not a curated record. Gene Ontology annotation, biological process: microtubule-based movement. The transcript has 3 exons. NCBI's taxonomy places the organism in Eukaryota, Fungi, Basidiomycota, Agaricomycetes, Agaricales, Psathyrellaceae. Gene Ontology annotation, molecular function: microtubule binding; microtubule motor activity; ATP binding.